This is a messenger RNA of Fopius arisanus, 12637 nucleotides long. It is a transcript of the gene nonC, whose product is annotated as serine/threonine-protein kinase Smg1. The record is from RefSeq and is a predicted model, not a curated record. Gene Ontology annotation, biological process: nuclear-transcribed mRNA catabolic process, nonsense-mediated decay; protein phosphorylation. The coding region runs from base 406 to 11307 and encodes 3633 amino acids. The transcript is spliced from 4 exons. Gene Ontology annotation, cellular component: nucleus. Gene Ontology annotation, molecular function: protein binding; protein serine/threonine kinase activity. NCBI's taxonomy places the organism in Eukaryota, Metazoa, Arthropoda, Insecta, Hymenoptera, Braconidae.
CGUCUUUAGGUCACAGUUGGCAACUUGGCAUCCAGAACGCCCCCUGGUGCACUUUCAAUCAUUAAUUUUCAAGGUCAGAAACAUUGAGCUUGCGUCUCACCUAAGAGUGUAUUCUUCGGGUGGUUUCCUGACAAUUUUUCCACCCUCUCCCCGUGUUUUUGUGUUCAUUUUGGCGUUCACACAUGUUCCACCCAUAGAGGGCAACCUAGAAAAAAAAAAAAUCGUGUGUGUUCAACCGGGAGACAGACGAGAAUGAGCUCGUGUACACUUCCCUUUUUGAUUCAUCGAUUGCAGAACAUUGUCAAAUAAAUUUGGUAACACUAUUGAAAGAGAUAAAUAAAUAAAUACUGAGUGUGAUUACUCUGGCAAAGUGUGGGUCAUGUGGACCACCUGUAGAGUAAUGUAAUGAAUAACUGUGCGAACUCUACUACUGGUACGAAGCUACGGGGAUCCAAGAGCUCGGAGCUUCGAGAGGAGUCAUCAAACGGCGAUAAAACCGAGGACGCUGAUAAGACGGAUAAGAAGUCAAAGAAAGAAGUAACAGAGACAGAGGCAUCGAGCAACGAUUUUGGUGUACCAAAGGGAACACUUGUUAUUUGUCAGAAGAGCUGUGGAGGGCUUGGUGAUCACAGUUUUAGUCGUAUUAAGCAGAGAAACAGUUGCGGCGUCAACCGCAAUGAAGUGCGUAUGGCUCGUGGGAGUAACAGUGGUGAGCGAGGUCGAGGGAGAAGUGGUAGGGCAUUCAAAAAAGGCCAGGAUCGCGAUGGCAACACAGAGGGAUAUCACCCAACGGCCAGACAAAAAUUUCAAGAAUCGUUGAAGAAUCAGGACAACUGCUCGAACAAAUAUUACGAUGACAAGAGAAUAAACGGUAAUGUUGAAGAUGAAUCGAGAAUAACGAAACUGUUGCGGCGGUUGUGUCGAGAGGAUGACUACGAUCACUUUUUGCCCCUUGUUAAGCAGGUGCAGGAGGCCACUGUGGCACCUGAUAACUAUCGAAUCAUCAAGCGUAAUUUAGAAGCAAUUUGUGAGACACUAUACGAUAUUUUACAUCUUGAAUUGGGUAAUGAGGCUAAACAGCAUACUGCUAAAUGUUUUACAAUGAUUGGAUACGUCAUCAGUUCAGAUUUCAAGAGAUUCUUAGAAUGGAUUUUUGGGAAGUACGGAGUUGAGAGGAAAGAUGAUUUGAAAUAUUUGUUGAUGAAAUCUUUUGGUGAUGUGCUAAAAAUGGAUAUUACAACUCAAAAAUUAAAGGAUCAUGCGAUGACAAUAAUGUCACGCCUACAAUCCACCCUUGAAAAUGUUGACAGACCGGAUCUACUGAUGGCAACAGUCGAUGCAAUUUUGAUAGUCACCGAUUUGUAUCCGGAGACAUUUUCAGAUCACUUUCGUGAUGCUGUAGAUAUUCUCGUAGGUUGGCACAUUGAUUUUACCCAACCGAAAUCAGUGACAGCCUACGCAAGUCAAAGUCUCCAACGUUUGCACGAUUUUUGGAUUGCUGACCUCCAGUUUACCCUGAUGUUGCUGAGUCAAUUUUUGGAGGAUAUGGAGAGUUACGACGAGGAAUUAACAAUACCAAAUUCAGGAAGCAGUUCACCUGGGGAGGAUCCUCCACCUGGCCCCAAAGAAUGUAUCCUACGGAUUACAUCCCUCAUAUCAGUUUUCAACACAGUUACCAAGAGUGUCGGAGAGUCAUUGAAUCCAACGGUGACACCUGCAGUGCAAUGGUCCUUCCUCACUGAUUGUCUCUCAAAAAUGCUGCAGACUGUUGUCAAAGCUAUCGAGCUGAGUGAGAAGACUCUGGAGCAAUUGGAAGCCGGGGAACAAGAGAAUGAAGCCCCAGAAGACGAGCAAGAGCCUACCGACAGUCCUGAAGAGGUCAAGCACCUAUCAGACUCGAUGAAAGGUCUCACUCUCUCCCAAAAGAACAUCGACACUCUCGUAAAAAAAGUGAACGAGGAUUGUAUCAACGACCAGAAGCACUUCUUCAGGAUAAUAAAAUCAAUGAAUUCAAAUAAAAGACGCGAGGAUAAGAAAAAUGCCAAGAGCAGUGGAGAUAGAGAUAACGAGAUCGAAGAGGAUAAGUUGAAGACUCUUCUGAAAUUGCUAAAAUCAAUUGAACUGAAGAACAAGGAGAGAAACAAAGUCCCUCUGGAUCUCUCCCAGGAGAAAGAAGACUUGAUCAUCGCAUCGAACGAGUGCAUCUGCCACUUCCUGGGCCUCCUCCAGAGUCGAGUGACCAAAAAUCACGAAUUGUUAUACAAAUUUCUUGAUAUUCAACUCGAGAAGAUCGACAUUUUCCUGGACGACACUAUUAUCUCAACCCUGAACUUUGUUUCGAAGCUCAUAAAGGAGGUCUCAGCGAAUUUACCACUGGAAUUGGUGCAUAAGCUUCUUGGAAGUCAGUCCGUGCUCUUGAAGCUGCGAUUUCGUCACUCAACAGCUAUUCAAGGUGGAAGUCUGGCGGUAUAUCAUAGUCUCCUGGGGCUGAAGAAUAUUCCUCUGCUUCAGGAAGCCUACAGAUACAUUCUGGGGGACCUGGAGAUCGCUUACAAGCUCAUACUACCUCACUUCGAUGGUCUCGUGUCGAGCAAUCCCUUGCCAGACGUCAAGUACCAUCUCAAGGAUGCAGAAAUAGUCGUCCUGUUUCUUUUGAGAGCUCUCUCGGAUCUCGCUAACGCCAGUAAUUCUAUAAUCGGCAUGUGGGCGUUAAAACCGAGUAUUCUCGAGCUUCUUGCUGUGAAAAUGAUUCCGCAUGACAUAACUCUCACCAAAAAUAGUCCACUUCUGCAAAAUUGCAUUCUUUUUCUUUUGUACGCUCACUGCUCUCGCUACAAUCACUUCGUACCCAGUUCCAGUCUUAUCACUGGUCCCAGCAGAUCUAUCGACAUUUUUCCUGGAGCCCUGGACGUUCCAACAGCCUCUCCAACCAGUGGACACCUCUCCACAAUUCUCAAUCUCAUAUCCAGAUGCUUCGAACUCAAGGAUAUCUCCGAGCAGACGAUAUUACUACUUUGCAAAUGGGUUCAGGAGAUCAAUACACAGGCAGAAACUUAUCUGGGGAUUCUCAAGGAUAAGGACGACUUCAAGUUAAUUGUCUCGAGCUUAUUGGCCCGUGGGGCCACUACCAAUUCCAGAAUCGCCCUGGCUAUUUGCAAUAACCUAGAGAUCUUGUUGAAUGACAAAAAAAUUAACUGGUCAGAGUCUGUCUACUUGGGAGUUAUUGAUCUGGCGAUACUUCAUCUGACAUCAUUCAACACCACAGUGAGAAAGAAAUAUGGAGCUCUGUUGAUCAAUGUACCUGUGCACAUCGUGAUUCCCAGGAUAAACAGGCAGAACCUGCAGUCAGAAACUAAGAAACUCCGUACAAUCGAUAAUUACUCUGUGGAGUCCCUCACUAUUGCACAACGACUUCACAUGCGUGGGAACUUUGGGGGCUCAAGCAGUUCUGGAAAUUCCAGUGGCUCGGGUGAGAUGCAGGCUCAACAUUUCAAGACCUACAUGACAUAUCUUCUCCAAGAUUACGAUUUCAAUGCCAUGGGAUUGUCGGAGAUUUUCACUCUGUGCUGGUCAACAAUAUCAGAAUCCGAGACAUUGGCGAAAAUGUAUAAAUUUGGACUGGUGAAUCGUUCGUUUCUGUUUUUCUGGAGUGGAAUGGAGGCUGCCCAGCACUGCGUAUUGAAUAAACUGAGAACACCACUGGGAAAGCCCCCGGAGACAUUCACGAGUAUUGAGGGAGCUCUGAAGGCACUGGCAAGAGAGAUCUCGUACAAACAGGACAACGUAAAGAAGGAUGAGAGAGGUCUCACCGACUCCCUCCACGAGCACACUAGAGUUAGAUUGCUUAUUGAAUUCCUAGAGCAUUUAGAGAGGGUCAUUCACAAUGCCGCUGAGGGGUGUGCAGUGGCCCUUGCACCACUUCCAAAACCAGUUAGAACUUUCUUCCAUACUAAUAAAUCCACGUGCAAAGAGUGGCUCAUUCGAAUUCGCCUGGCUCUGUGUGUUGUUUCGCUUCAUGCUGGUCUUGCAACUAAUGCAUUGAGGAAUGGCCAGAGAUUGCUGGAGGAUUUGGUGGAUGUUAAAGUCACCCACAGGGCGGAGUUCGAGAGAGUUACAUUGUGCACUGCACAGGCACUUGUUAUCUUAGGGGAAACCGAAGCACUUCAGGGUCUUUAUAUUUACGCGAAGGAGAGAGAGAGGAAGUUUCCCUGGCUCAAAGCCGCCAUGGAGGAGGCAGCUGGACGUUAUGAGAGUGCAGCUGAAAGUUACAAGGCUAUCCUAAAGGAACAUCCCUGUGUUAAACUCCAAGAUUCAGAGGCUGAGAAACCAGACGAACCGACUGCCGAUGGAGAUUCUCAUGUUGCUGCUUUUGCCAUGCAGCAUCUGACACGCUGUUAUCUUGCUAUUGGAGACUGGACCCAAUUAGAAGCCUGGAAGAUGUGGGAAUCCGAGAUUCUUAAGAGGGACAGUAAUUAUUCCCUCAGAAAACAGAUCUUGGGAAAUGUUGUCACGCAACAGGCGAAAUCCUUGAAGGAUUUUGAAAGUGGCGGCACUAACACCAUUGAGGAACUCUCUGAUUGGACUCUGUUGCAUGAGAAAGCCAACACCAACUGGAGCUGCACGAAGACGAUGUUGGAAGCCUCGAAUACUCUCUUUAAUGUGGCUCUGAGGAUUCGGGCUGGGGAUGAGGACAGAGAGUUUUGCCGGGAGAAGGUGGAGCUCUGCAAGAGAAUCGCUGCAAAGACGAUCGAGGAGGGCCUUAGAAAUAUGCCAUCGGAGUACUUGAGUGACUCUAUACUCAUGCAGUACUCCGCUCAAGGUCUUGCUGAUCUUCUCGAAGGGAAGAGUGCGAAUGGUUUCGAUCUUUCUAAUUCAGAAGGGGUGAAGAAUCUUGGAUGCAACGUGAUGGGACAGAUUCUCUGGUGGUCUGACUAUUUCUCCACGAGCUCAACUGCCUCCACUAGUAAUGUAUCAGGGCUGAGACUGGAUUUAAUCAAAAGUGCGCGUAAAGAGGGCAAUUUCAAAUUUGCCAAACGAGAGAUGAUCAAAUACUUCUCGAAAGAACAUCUUUUGGGAUUCGAAUUGAGCGCUUUAGGAAAUCCACCAGACUCACGGUUUUCAGAGCUCACGAAUAUUAUUUUGGACAGCCAGAUCGCCAUCAAAUGGACACAGAACAACAUGAGGGCGUUCAGAGAGAUGGCAAAGUUGUUGUAUAGUAUGGAACUGAUUGAAGAUGCUGUGAAGGUGUGCAGUGUCACUGCGCUUGGGAUAUCGAGGGCAAUUGUCUGUGGUGACGAACCAGCGGAUAACUUGAGGGAAACUGGUACGAAAUUGAUGCUGACACUGGGUAAGUGGAUCCAACAGCAAGAGAAGAAUGUAACAGAGAGCCCUCAAUUGAACGAAUUAUUGAGAUUCGAGGCUGUCCAUAACGAUGGAUUGAUGAGCAAGCUAUUUGGACAAACGACUGAAUUGAUACCCCACUCGGAUAUGAUAAUUGGUAAGUUAAUGCAGCUUGGAGUGAAUCAGUGUCCUGAGCUGCCUGAGGCUUGGGCUGAAUUCGCUGCCUGGUGUUACAAAUGGGGAAGAAAAAUAGUGGAUAACUCGCAUUCAGGACAAUUGACUGAGACCGACGUUAACAAUAUCAGGGCGCUGUUGCCUCUGGAUACCCCAGAGGCAGACUCUAAUGAAAUUCUCGCAAUUCUCAGUCAGAAUAAGAGCAUCCCUGAGGAUGAGGGAGAUAUCGAGACAAACGAGGUGAAAACAUCCGAUAUGAUUGAGAAUCAACUUCGUCAGGUUCCAGUUCUGGCUCUCGCCACAACUGAACAUUUGAGUCUCCUGGUGGAUAUCUGGAGACAGGCACAGAAGAGAAUUUACUCGUAUUACGAGCUGUCAGCAAAUGCUUACUUCAAGUAUUUAGAGCUUGCGAAUGGGGAGUCCAAUGAUUGUGCUACAAUAACCGCGACCUUGAGACUUUUGAGGCUUGUGGUGAAGCAUGCACUUGAACUCCAGCAUGUUCUGGAGGCUGGACUGUCGACGACCCCCACUGGGCCCUGGAAGGAGAUUAUUCCACAGUUGUUCUCGCGAUUAACUCAUCCAGAGGCUUACGUCAGGACCAGGGUCUCUGAGCUUUUGUGUAGAGUUGCUGAGAACAGUCCACAUUUGGUCACCUUUCCAGCAGUGGUGGGGGCAUCAUCAGAUCACAGGAAGGACUUCGAGGAGAUUCCAGCGAGGUACGAGAGGGCUGAGGACUCCCCCAAUGAUUUUGACUUCGACGUGGACGAGGUGGACAUCGCCAUUCAAUCAGGAAACAACGAGGACACUGACAGCCACGACGAGGAGCACAAAACUUUCAUGGACGCCUGCUUCGCUCAACUGCAAGAGUGCCUUUCUAAUGGAAUCCAGGACUCCGUCAGUCACGUGAAAAUUCUCGUGAAAGAGCUGAGAAGAAUUACACUUCUCUGGGACGAGCUGUGGCUCGCAACUCUCUUCCAACAUCAUACAGAAAUUUCCAAACGGUUUGAACAGCUCGAAUUUGAGAUCCAGAAGGUUCUUGAUAAUGCUUGGAUAACGAGUGAAGACAAGGAGAAAUUAAUCACGGAAAAACACAGGAUUAUUCUCAAACCAAUAGUUUUUAUUCUGGAAAAUUUAUCAGCUAUGACUUCAGUCCCAGCUGAGACACCUCAUGAGCGACAGUUCCAGGAGAAAUUCGGUCCAGCUGUCGAGGAAGUAAUCAGGAGGCUGAAGAAUCCCAAAAAUCCUGCCAAGCCUCAACUGGCGUCAACUCCUCUCAAACAGCUGGAGGCAAAGCUGGCCCAGAGAGUGAACAGACGAGGUGCUUAUUCCCUCUCAAUGGCGGAUAUCAGUCCAGUCCUUGCCAGUAUGAAGGACACGAAAAUAGCAAUGCCAGGGGUGUUUGCAGUGGAUAAACAUAAAAUCGUAACGAUAAGAUCUGUCGACAAUAACGUUCAGAUUCUCCCUACAAAGACAAAACCGAAAAAACUGAUGUUCCAUGGAUCUGAUGGUCACGUCUAUACGUACCUCUUCAAAGGCUUGGAGGAUCUACACCUGGACGAGAGAAUUAUGCAAUUUUUGACAAUCUGCAAUACAAUGAUGUCGAAGAAUAAUGACACAAGUAGAACGUACAGAGCUCGUCACUAUUCAGUGAUUCCACUUGGUCCAAGAUCAGGUUUGAUCCAGUGGGUGGACGGUGUGACUCCCUUAUUUGCACUAUACAAACGCUGGCAGCAGCGAGUGAGCGCAAUGGCUGGGACCAAAGGAGGAAGUGGGGCUCCAGCAGUGAUGAGACCCUCAGAGCUGUUCUACAAUAAAUUAGCUCCUCUCUUGAAGGAACGAGGAAUUCCCCUGGAGAACAGAAAAGAGUGGCCACUGCCUGUUUUAAAACAAGUUCUGUCUGAACUGAUGGCAGAGACCCCGAAAGACCUGUUAGCAAAGGAGAUCUGGUGCAAUAGUAUCAACGCAGGUAACUGGUGGCAGGCGACCAAGAGCUACUCAUACUCAGUGGCAGUUAUGUCGAUAAUUGGAUACAUCAUUGGCCUUGGGGAUCGACACCUUGACAAUGUUCUCGUUGACUUAAACACCGGGGAAAUUGUUCACAUUGAUUACAACGUGUGUUUCGAGAAAGGAAAGACCCUGCGAGUCCCUGAGAAAGUGCCUUUCAGGAUGACACCGAAUAUCAAGACAGCUUUGGGUGUUACUGGGGUCGAGGGCAUCUUCAGGCUGGCGUGCGAGCACACUCUUAGAGUUAUGAGGAGAGGCAGGGAGACAUUGUUGACACUGCUGGAGGCAUUUGUUUAUGAUCCUCUAGUGGACUGGAGAGCUGGAGCUGAGAACUCGAUAGCUACCUAUGGAGCCUGCCAGGCGAGGGCUAGGUGUACUGGAGUCGGAAGAAAACAGCUGGAAAAAGAACUGACUAAAGCAAUGUUUGCAGUGAGAACAAUUGAAAUGAAGACCGAGUGGUUUCUCAACAGAGACGUUAUGCUGAGAAAUCUUCCAGCACUCUCCAGACAGCUUGAGGAGUGGCUGGAGACUCAUGAAGCCACUCGACAGUGCCAGGACUUGUUGCAGGAUCGUCAUCAGCAGUUGGGGCUGAUCAAAGAGGCUCAGGCCAUCGGUAGAAGCCAUGGGCUAUACUCAGUGAUUAAACGAUAUAGUACGUUUAAACGAGCGAGAGAUGCACAUGAUAAAGCGAAAUUGUGUCUCGAGGAGAAGAUGCAGGAGUGUGAGAAGCAGAUGAGCAUGCAUAAUAUGGCCCUCACUGCUAUUCGGGGUCCACAGCUCGCCAGGUGGUUAUCAGAGCUUGGAACUCUAACAACCGCUCAUGAGGAUCACAUGGUAUUUGAUCUUGUGAAGGAGUUCCUCCAAAAUGCUGGACAAAAUCAGAUGAUCGUACAGUGUGAACAAUCGGAGAAUGAGCUCACACAAUUGGCGACUCAAGAGUCUCUACUCAUUCGUUCCUCUCUGGAGUUGUUGAGCCAGUACUCAGCUAUUUGCAGUUUCUAUCCAGUCAGUGCAAUAUCACAGCAUCGAUCAGUCAUGUAUCACACCUGGUUGAGCCACAUGUUGACUACCGGAUCUGUGGAAGUUUGCCGCGAUGUUAUGGGACAAUUUGAGAUGAAUUUUGAUGCUUCACGUAAUAAUGAAGCCAAGUUACAGAGAAUUAUUGCCUUUUCAUUUCAAAUACAGGGAAUUAUGAAAGAUACCAAUGAAAAAUUUGCCAAGUAUUACGAGAAAAUGGUGGCGAAUGAAGGACUUCCAGAUGCACAGGCGAAAAUUGAUAAGACUUAUGCUGAUACCAGGCUUCAGAUAAGCAAUUUUCUUCGAAGAGAAAAGGGGGCUGAGAGAGCUCUGGAGGCUGUCAACACAACAGCUCUCUGUGCAUUGAAUAAACGAUAUCUCAUAAUGGAGGGUGCUGCUAAAUGUGCUGGUGAAUGUUUAGUGGAUUUAACGUCGAGAGAGGGGGACUGGUUCCUCGACGAAAUGCGUCUGAUGUCUUCCUUGAUUGUUGAACUUGUCACAAUUAUACCACUAAGUACUACAGAUGAGGAUUUCUCCAUGAGGCGAUCCCUGGAGUGUCUCAGAGGUGCUGACGAAAUUUACAAAGGACUUCAAGAGCUCAAUUAUAAUUUCCAGAUGAUUAUUUUACCUGAGGCUUUCAAAACAAUCAUCACUGAAGAGCCUAGUGUGGUGCUGAUGGUGAACGAAGUAGAUGAGAUAAUAAUCUCAAUUGGAAUUCCCCUCGUGGAUGUGCUGAAUCAACUAGAACUGCAUUUGAGAUUUACAUUGAUGGAUAUGGAGAGCCCCCACGUGCUAGUUCAAUCCCUGGUAUCGAGUGUUCGUGUUCAAUUCGAUGCGUUGUUGUCGAGACCUCCGGAAUUACGUGAGGUGGGUCAGGACUCCGAGAGCUUGACCCCUGGACAAAUGUUAUUGAUGGGAUUCAAUGGACUGUUCGAGAAGCUCCAGAUAGAGGCCAAUACUUUAGUAUCAACUCUGGGCUCACUGGACAUACCUGCCUGCUGGAAGAAGAUCGAUCAGAUCAGAGAGGCCAAGGAAAUAGCAGCACCCAUAUUCCACGAAGGGGCUAGACGAGUUUUAGACGAUAUUUUUCUUGUAAAACGAUUGCAAGCAAUUCAAGAGUUUUUCACGAUGUGCCGGGAAAUUGGAAAUGCCUUCAAAGGAAAUGACAGACCGAUGAAUAUUUACGACGACGAGAGACUGAAUAAACCAGUCAAAUCAUUUACUGCCGAUUAUGUGUCAAGACAAUUGCUAGGGGUGACAUCCCAAACGUUGGCUAUUGUCCUCUGUUUACUACUACAGGAAAUGGGUUUAAAUGUCACGGAGGAGAUUGAACAGAGGGACAUUGGGGCAGAGAGUAAAGUAUCUCUGGAGGAUCUCUGCAGGAAGAAUAUGGAUAUUUCCCUGAAAUCUGGAGUGUUCACUGGGGCCGCCUUGGGGCAGGCUAGUGCCCUUUGCAGCAGCCUCGAGGGUGUCUGGAGGCGCAAACAAGGAGCCCGAGUAGCCCAGCAGAGUGUCGAGAUCGCUAGAGCCACUCUCCAAAGACUGCAGAUUGAAUUCACUGCACAUCAGUGGCUCCAUGAGGAUAGCUUCCUCACUAGAGCUAAUCUCACUCCCAUGAAUCCCCUCAAUCGACCGAAUUUUAUGCUCGAACUUCGAAAGACAGCGAGUGCUCUCACGAGUUUGCAGUCGAGGGUGUGUGAAGCUCGAGAGCAACAACAAAAUCUGGUGGCCAGUGUCGACCAACGAUUGAAGUGGGCCGCUGGGGCCAAUCCAGCUCUGACUGAAGUGAUGGCUGCAUUUGGCAAUGCUGUUUUGUCUUCCAAUGAUAAAUUGAGUCAUCAGAGGAGUCUUGCUAUUAAUGUGGCAAAUACCUGCAAUUCUAUUCUUCAUUAUGAAGCGUUGAGAACCAAGACCUCUGAAAGUAUGACUAAUGAUUCGAAUUUUGCAAAACUUAUGAAGCAGUGGGAAGAGAGUUGUCUGCUGAGGGCUAAUUUGUCGGUUAGUGUUUCGAUGAUCGAGGAGAGCCUUGUCGAGCUACUCCAACUGGAUAAUAAUAUUGAUGUUAAUUGGUUGAGGAAGGCGGAGAAAUUAAUAGCUGAUGCUAUUGUUGAGAAUCAGAAGACUCUGCAGGAGAAGCAGGAGCAGCAUGUAAGGAGUCAGGAGAGGCUCAGGGAGGAGCUGGGGGAGUUGCAAGAGACUCUGGGUGAACAUCACAGGCUUAUGACUGAUGUCAGGGGACUAUUGAGGACUAUGAUAAAGCAGGAGAAUAUCGUUGGGCUUCAGGAGUUUCUUACUGAGUACAGAGCCUUCAUGGAGAGCAUUUCCACGGUUGUCAAGGAACUUGAAGGAGAGAAUUUGGAGCAGUUGAGAAUUAUAGAGGCGAAAGUUGUUAUUGACUCGUUGACGGAGAAGGUCUCGAGUCUUUAUGAUGAACUCCUGGAGUUCGCGGGAGGAUCGAAUGGGGCUGGAGUUGUGGAAAACAUUAUCGCUGCUAAAAAGAGGGCCAAACUUGUGAGACAAGAUACGAGCGUGUGUCUCAGCCCGAGGAAGGGAAUUCCAAUGGCCAGAGAUCCAACGACAGGGAAAGCCGUACAAGAGAGAAAUGCCUAUGCCCUGAACGUGUGGCGACGAGUGCGAAUGAAACUAGAGGGACGUGAUCCAAAUUCAUCGAGAAAAUACACAACGGCUGAGCAAGUGGAAUACGUGAUCCGUGAGGCGCAGAGCACCGAUAACUUGGCACUGCUGUACGAGGGUUGGACUCCGUGGGUGUGAACGUCGCGGAUGUCGGCGCAACCGCGUCGUAUGGUUUGACUCGUUUAUCCACCUCAAAAUCAUAUUUGGUACCAACUAAUUUCGUACCAAAACCACGUAAAACUAAAAAGAAAAAAAAACUGCAGAAGUAAAAAAGGUACAUUGGGGCGAUGCAAAAAAAAAGGCCAGCCAAUGCUUCAGUUGCUUUGGGGCAAUAAUAGCGUGAUCAACGUGAUCAGUGAUUCGGUGUAUUUUCCAUAUGCACUUAUUGAAUCACGGAGAAUGACAAUGUCAAAACGUCGAGGCACCGGGGGUACGAGUAUGCGCGCUCUACGAUGAGUCGUUACGCAAAGAAAGAGCAGUAAUUAUCUCAUGCUCAUCGGUUACACGAGUAUCCUCUGUUUGCACACGUUUAAACGCAUGUCGAACGGCGUUUGUCUUCGAACGAAAAAGCAAAAAAAUGGAAACAUGAUUCAAGGAUUUCUAUGUUUCAACUUCUAUCAAUGGCAGUGAAAUGUUAACUUUUUUUUUUCUCUCUAUAUUUGGACCUACUGAUAAAUAUUCAAUUUCUCUGUUUACAUGAUGAAAAGGAAAGUCAGGCAGAAAUGCUUGUAUGUCACUUGAUAAGGCGGCGCUGAAAAUAGUUAGAAGUAAUGCAAAUCAAUUUUCCCUGCGCUUUUCAAUUAGCGGUGAAUAUCGAAGAGGACAAGUCUCUUACGUUCUUGGUUAAAAAAAUAUUAUUAUUAAAAGUAUUGGUUUUAGGGGAAAUUUGGAUUGAUUGAAUUGACAGUAAUUCUGAUUUCUCAUAUUUUCAAAUUUUGCGGAUGAAAUUUGAUCGCCGGAGGGGGACAUUUUUUGGAAAUUCAAUGUGGGUUGUCCUGUCGAUAAUAUUCAUCAUAAAUGAAAGCGUAGUUUUUAAUAGGUGGACACAAUUUACGGUAGCUGUAAGUCAAAAAAGGAUAAUUGGUGAUUUUUUUUGUAAAUUCAAAUCUCUAAUGAAGAAUCAUAGGCACGAGCUCUUUAAUUUUUUGAAAUUACACAACAGGUGAAAAAGGUAGGAAAGCAAAAUCAUAAUCGAUCGUUUAUUUGAUAUCAUUUAUUCGCGUAUCAGAAAUUAUUUCCCUCACUCGGGGGUAAUAAUCAUUCAAUUAUCAACAAAAACAUAAAACCACAAACAAUACAACACUAUCUCUUGACAAUUCCAAAGGACAUAGAAAUUUCUGAUAACCCAAUGGGAGAAAGUAAUACAAUAAUCUAGGCUCGAUUAAAUUUUUAUCCAAAAUCCUCGUCGCCGUUUUGGUGUGGGCGCCGCCGAGAAAAUAAUUAUCAAUAAAAUUAUUAUUCUAAAAAA